AUGGAUUUCAAUAGCUUAAAGGAUCAAGUGAGCAAUCUCACGCUCUACGACCUCAAGGCGGGAUUCCGCAAGGCCCAAAAUGCGGUGAUGAACUACACAGAGAUGGAGGCCAAGGUCCGCGAGGCAACAAACAAUGAGCCAUGGGGUGCAUCAUCGACCAUGCUACAGGAGAUUGCCAAUGGAACCUUCAACUACCAACUGCUGAACGAGAUCAUGCCCAUGAUCUACAAGCGCUUCACAGAGAAGGCUUCGGAAGAAUGGAGACAGAUCUACAAGGCCCUGCAACUCCUCGAAUACCUGAUCAAGAACGGUUCAGAACGAGUCAUUGACGAUGCGCGCUCUCACGUCUCGCUCCUCAAGAUGCUACGACAAUUCCACUUCAUCGACCAGAACGGCAAAGACCAGGGCAUCAACGUACGCAACCGCGCCAAGGAGCUCGCCGAACUUCUUAGCGACGUCGACCGCAUCCGCACCGAGCGCAAGAAGGCGCGAGCGAACCGAAACAAGUUUGGUGGUGUCGAGGGCGGAGCCGGCAUCGGCAUGGGUGGCUUCUCAGGAAGCGGUAGCGGGGGUGGUAGCAGGUACGGAGGGUUUGGCAGUGAGCAGGCAGACUAUGGUGGCUACAGAGGAGAGGUCUACGGCGACGGCGGUGGCUUUGGAGGCAACCAAUCUGGCUUCGCGGACACACAACAGCGACGCGACAAGUUCGACGAGUACGACGAGUAUGACGAGGGCGAAAGUGCUAGCCCAGCACCAGCACGGCGGAGAGAACCCACAACCACGCACGCGAAGAAAGAACCGAAGAAGGAGGAGCCUAAGCCGAAAGCACCAGAGCCCGUUGUCGACUUGCUCGCUUUUGACGACGAGCCUGCGCCCAUGUCGACCUCAGCAGGAAAGCAGCCCGUUGCUGCUCCAAGCGACGACUUCGGCGACGACGAUGAUUUCGACGACUUCCAGUCUGCAGCUCCAGCAGCACCUGCAUCCAAGCCAGCCGCACCAGCCUACAACAUCGUCUCUCCUGCGUCGACAUCUACUAUCACCUCGUCAACUCAAUUCGCCGCACCGACAGCCCAGUCCUCAGCCCAGAACAACAACUUCAGCAACUUGCUCGCAACGGUUUCACCACCGCCUGCUGCAAACAAAAUGAGCGCACCCCCCUCCAUGACCUCUUCUUUCUCGCAACCUCCACCCCAGCCCUCAGGCUACCAAGCCUCGGGUCCCAAUUACUUCACUUCCGUGCCUCAGCCUGCGCCUCAAUCAGCGUCAUCCACGCCUUCUGUAAUGUCGCCCGGUGGACGCAUCGGCGGUGGUAUCGGCGGUGGUGCCCCCAAGAAAGCUGGUGGUGAUGCAUUUGCGAGCUUGCUUGGUGGUGUUGCGCCGAAGAAGGCAGGUACACCAACGCAGAAGGUCACUAUGGGUGACUUGGCCAAGCAGAAGACUAGUCAGGGGCUUUGGGGUGCGCCGGCUUCUACUCCCAGUACACCUGCUGCACAAGCACCUCAGUCGGGAUCUAAGCCUGGUGGUAGAACUGGCAUAGAUAAAGCAGAUCAGUCAGCUACCCUCAUACACUACCCGUGCUCGCUUUUCUCUCAGGACAAUCACCCUCUUGUUGGAAGACUGCACGUAUCUGCUCGUGGUUGUGGCAGUGUCUGGAACGACAUGGCACAACUAGCCAUCGCGCCUGCUAGAACGGAUCGCUUGACUGGUAGAUGCACCCACCUUUCUGCUACCAUGGCAGGAUAUGGUCAAAUCGUACUGGGCUUUCGACGUACUUGCAAGGUUCCCGACAACGACGAGAAGUUUUACGCCCCAGAUCUGGGACCCUACCUGUUGUACGAUGUCAAGAAGUACCGUGGUCUUCCCAGAUCAAUCUUGGACGCUGGAGGGUGGUUCAUUGCUAUGCGAGAUGACGAAGCUAUGUACGUCGAUUUUGGCUCCAGUCGAAAGUUCAAUGUAACAGUCGGAUCGCAUACCUCCAGAAAGGCACACUGUAUUGUUGGCUGGCGCCAUUACCUCGAUGGAUUACCCGAUUCCGAUUCUCCGGGAUGUGUUCGACAAUUCGUUGCAGCACCUGCUUCUAGAAGAUCUCAGAUAAACUCAAGUGACGAACUCCUCGUGGAUGAUUUAUCGCUCGCCAUCAGAACACCAAAAGAUGUGUUGAACCAGGCUGGGAUCAUUGUCACGAUACGGGAUAUGGAAGAGGUCAAUAUUCCGAUCAAUGAUGUGACUACAGUUGACCAGCUCAAAUCAAGAAUAGAACAUGAAAUGGGUGUACCCAAAAAUGUGCAAAGGAUCGUGUUUCGUGGAAAGCAGCUAGAGGACGACACUACUCUGAGCAGCAAUGGUAUCGCGGAGGGGACAGCCGUUCACCUGGUUGAGAGAAUGACUGGAGGAGGAUCCGGAUGCCUACCAGCGUUUUUCGCAAGUCAUAAGAUGAUCUUAAAACCGGGCGACCGUAUCUGGCAGCCCGAAGCAUGUAAAGAAGAAGAGACUCAGAGCUCUUGGGCAGAGACUCCGACAGUCAUUCGCGUUCAUAUCCUCAACGCUGAGAACGUGCGAGACUGGACUGGAAUUGAUCCACCACAGUCUACGGUUGAUCCGGAGCGCUAUAAAUCGGCGGGUUUGUCGAGUGCUGGCGAUACACAAGAAUACGAGCGGCGUGCUCUGGAAAACCCGGACUUGUACGAUCAGAUCGAAGAGUAUUAUUACGGAAAAUCUCCCAUCAUGCCAUUGAGAGAACACAAUCCCUUUAGGGUCAUCCUGCGUAAGAACGCAGAAGACCAGUCCAACGAAACUCGUGGUCAAGGCUCGAAAAGCAAGAUACGGUGUCUAUGCUUGAAGCUGCUCCUGGAAGAUGCCCAAAUGCAGCUCUCUCGCUUUCUCUUCCGCGUCGCCUUGCUGCUAUUACCGAUAGCCUUGAUCGGCACAACAUGGCUAUACUUGUACCCUGUUUUCCACGGCUGCGCCUUUCCUAAACCCUCGUCUACGCACGCGCAAGCCGUCGCACCGUUCCGUCUACUCUCUCUCGGUGAUCCCCAGCUUGAGGGUGAUUCCUCGCUUCCGGAUCCGAAUGCGCUCGUCUUCCCGUCGAUCGAGAACCUCGUACCGAAUGUACGCGAUGCCGCCAAUUACACAGCGAAACGACAUGUUCUAGACCAAGCAGCACGAGGUGUUGUAAAAGAUGCUGGAAAGUGGCUAGAGGGAAAGAGGAAAGCGGUGGAUCUUUGGGGCAAUGACUGGUAUCUUGCGCAUAUAGUCAGAAGUUUAACAUGGUGGACUGAACCCACGCACAUCAGUGUUUUGGGUGAUUUGCUGGGCAGUCAGUGGGUCACAGAUGGCGAGUUCACGAAAAGAGCAGGUCGGUAUUGGAACGUUGUUAUGAGGGGAUUGGAGAAGGUACCUGAUGUUAUCUUUGGCGCGAUCGGGAGUGAAAACACGGAGCUGCCGUCAGCAGAAGCAUCACAAGAACAAGAAGGCGAGGGAAAAGACGUGGUAGAAGAGGAAGAGAAGAAGAAGGAGAGGAAGCCGCUGUGGGGUGGUACAACAGAAGUACUCGGUGCAGAUAAAGACUGGCAGAAGCGCGUCAUAAACAUCGUCGGAAACCAUGACGUUGGCUACGCCGGUGACAUCGACGAAUCGCGCAUCGAACGCUUUGAGAAGGCAUUUGGAAGUUCGAACUGGGAUAUCUGGUUCACACUGCCAGACGAAUCGCGCUCAAACAAAACCGAUCCAACCGACCCAGACCAACCUCCCGACCCAUCUUCAUCUACAAAAGACGCUGCCAGACCACCAACCCUCCGCCUUGUAAUCCUCAACUCGAUGAACUUAGACACCCCCGCCUGGUCCUCGGACCUCCAGACAGAAACCUACUCCUUCAUCAACCACAUCAUUACCUCCUCCCUGCCUGUCGCCGACAAAACGCACGCUACCAUCCUCCUCACACAUAUUCCGCUCGAAAAGGAAGCUGGUAUCUGCGUCGAUUCUCCAUACUUCGAUUUCUUUGAGGGAGGCCAAGGAUUGAAGGAACAGAAUAUGCUGUCUGAUCACGCUAGUAAGAUCGUCUUGGAAGGAAUGUUUGGCAUGAGUUCAAAUAAAGAUGCAGAGGGUGGAGGCAAGGGCAGAAGGGGUAUUAUCGUUAAUGGACAUGAUCACGCUGGUUGUGAUGUUAUGCACUGGAUUAGGCAGCCCGGCGUGCAGGACACAUGUCAGGUGGCGAACGUGAAAAGGGAGGAAGCAUAUUGGCCAACUAGCACCGCGAACGACACCAUGAUUGCCACUUCGAUGGAUAUCGAUGGGGUCGAUAUUAACUUUGUAGCUGCCAACGAUACCGAUACCGAUACCGCUAUCCAAACCGAGACCGACCCCACUCAGGAAGAAUCAACAUCUGAAUCUUCACCAGAGCCUACUCUGGAACCGGCUUCCGAACCACCUCCACCGCCCAAAUGGCGCGCCCAGCGCUUCCCAAAUCGUCCUUAUGAUAUCCAUGCAGAUGACGAAUGCACGUCUAUUAACGACGCGCCCCAUAUCCGCGAGAUUACGCUCCGCAGUAUGAUGGGCGAGUACUCUGGCUAUGCUGGUUUCCUGUCUGCGUGGUUCGAGGAAGAGAAGGGGGAGUGGGUUUUUGAGUUUAGCUCGUGUGGUGUGGGUGUGCAACAUUGGUGGUGGGGGAUACACAUUGUUGACCUGAUUCUGAUGGUUUGUGUUGUUAUUGGGGGUUUGGUUUGGGGAUACGAACGAGUGGUUGAUGAUGCGAGAAAUACAGAGGUGAAGAAGGACGUGAAGAAAGGCAAAACAGAUGACGCUAGAGAUAGGAACGAGGCGAGGAGGAUUGUACAGACUACACGCGGGCGUACGUCUUCUGUCAUGGAAGUUCAAGAACGAAAGAUAUAG
Alternaria burnsii is the source of this 4890-nucleotide messenger RNA. Its product is annotated as enth-domain-containing protein. Gene Ontology annotation, cellular component: endoplasmic reticulum. The transcript has 12 exons. Gene Ontology annotation, biological process: GPI anchor biosynthetic process. The coding region runs from base 1 to 4890 and encodes 1629 amino acids. Lineage: Eukaryota; Fungi; Ascomycota; Dothideomycetes; Pleosporales; Pleosporaceae. Gene Ontology annotation, molecular function: protein binding. The record is from RefSeq and is a predicted model, not a curated record.